AAGAAAAAACAGUCUGGCCGGCUUAAAACGGGAGCGUUUUUGCACGCAGAGGUGCGAGCGCCGCGUUUGAUUCCCAGGGGAAACCCAAGAGAAAUAGAAAAGCAGCAGUGGGAGAAAAUGGCGUUGAUUUCACAGAGAUGGGGUUAUGUUCGGAUCAUUACCGGCACGAUAGUCGGCGGUAUUCUCGGCUUCUAUGUGAUGUACCGUGUCGAAAUCAGUUACAAGGAGAAGAUGAAAGAGAGACUGCGACAAUAUGAACAGGAGCUGGAAAAGAAAGAAAAAUUGAAAGAGCAUGAGGAGUCUCUAUAGUUUUAAGCCUUUUCAGGAUGAUUUCCUUACACCAAAAAUGGCUGAUGUACCUUCUUCCGGUUAGAAACAAACUAGAAAAAGUCUCCGGCAGUAAUUAGGUAAGGUUCCAGCUGGGAAUACGCUCUUGUGCAUCAUUUAGGAGAAAAGAAAGGCUGGAAAUGUGGUUAUUCGACUUGGACUUUCUUUGAACUGUGGGUUUGCUUAAAUAUUCUCAACCUUGAGAUGUUGAGGAUGAGAACUAGAGAAAGCUCAUUAGUAAGUCUGGAUCUAUAAUGUACUAACCAAUUUUUUUCCAUUUCACUUGUUGAAGUGCCAUGGCACAUGAUACUCAUAUAUUGGUUGCUAGUAAUAGGAAAGACCACGCUAAUUGCCGAAUUUGAAACUUAGGUUUAGUAA
Messenger RNA from Carica papaya (papaya), 705 nucleotides. Its product is annotated as ATP-dependent helicase/nuclease subunit. The record is from RefSeq and is a predicted model, not a curated record. Lineage: Eukaryota; Viridiplantae; Streptophyta; Magnoliopsida; Brassicales; Caricaceae.